Molecule: messenger RNA, 3039 nt
Organism: Fusarium coffeatum
Lineage: Eukaryota; Fungi; Ascomycota; Sordariomycetes; Hypocreales; Nectriaceae
Exons: 1
Coding region: 1-3039 (1012 amino acids)
Cellular component (GO): intracellular anatomical structure; catalytic step 2 spliceosome
Molecular function (GO): RNA binding; ATP binding
Source: RefSeq, a predicted model, not a curated record
AUGAGCAAAAAGUACGCUUUCCUUCCCAUGGAGGAGGAUGAGGUGGGCCCUCAGAAAGUUACCAAGGAGAAGAAGUCCAGACAUAGACAUCGCGACCGAGACCGUGACGACAAAUCAUCUUCCCGACACUCAAAAUCCCGCCGCGAUCGCAGUCGCUCCCGCUCCAAAUCUCCAGGUCGAACAUCUUCAUCACGUCAUAGCCGACCCAAGCAAUACCGACGACGCGACGACAAGAGCGACUUCGAUGAUCGAUGGGGCGACGAGGAGCCGCCUUCCGACGAGCCUGAGGAAGAAGAGGACGAGCACGAGUUCGAAGAGUCAGCACGCAAACGAGUGAAAAUGAACCACGAUGAACCAAAAGAUGAAGACCUAUCCGAUGGCGCGAAAGAGGAAGCAGAGCGCAGAAAAGAUAUCGAAGAGCGCGAGGCUUUCGCAAAGCGCUUAAGAGAAAAGGACAGCAGAAAAUCGAAGAGCGACGAUAGAGAUGGAGUCUCCUCAUCGAGGAGGAAGCUCGCUGAAGAUGCCGAGGCGCGAAACCAAGCGCUACCCGACAUUCGAGAACGAUCGCGACAGGAAUAUCUCAAGAAACGAGAAACCGAACGUCUGGCCCUUCUUAGGAAACAGGUCGCCGAGGAAACCGCUGAGCUUAAUAGUGGCGUGAAAUUGACCAGGGACGAGAAGGCAGAAUUUGCUAAGAAUAGAGAGGUUUUGCGACUGGCCGAGGAACGACUUAGGGUUGAUGAUCACAGAGAUGGAUACUACAUGCCAGAGGAUUACAUCACCGAGAAGGGUAAACUCGACCGAAAGAAAAAGGAAGAUGCACUCUACAAGCGAUAUGUCGAGAAAGACGAGUUUGGACAGGAGAAAUUCGUCACCGAGCACGAGGAAUGGGAACGGGAGCAAGCUUCAAAAGCCAAGGCGCAGAUUCAGCGCGGUGAAUUGGAGAACGAGGGCUACGACUAUGUCAUGGACGAUCAGUAUAUCCAGUGGAAUCUGGACUCACGGUUACCCGGCGAUGAUCAAAAGUUGACCAAAGAACAACAAUUCCUUAACGCGCAGAUUGAUGCGGCCGAGAAGAAGGCCCUGUCAAUCCAGGAAACGAGAAAGAGUCUACCGAUUUACCAAUACCGAGAUGAGUUCCUUGCCGCGUUGGAAAAGUUUCAGGUCCUUGUUAUUGUCGGAGAGACUGGUAGUGGAAAGACUACCCAGCUACCGCAAUAUCUCCACGAGGCUGGUUACACCAAGAACGGCAUGAAAGUCGGAUGUACCCAACCUCGACGUGUCGCAGCCAUGAGUGUAGCAGCUCGUGUGGCUGAGGAAGUGGGCGUCAAGGUCGGCAAUGAAGUCGGAUACACUAUUCGUUUCGAGGACUGUACUAGCGACAAGACUAUCCUGAAGUACAUGACUGACGGAAUGUUGCUUCGAGAAUUCAUGACUGAACCAGAUCUGGCAGGAUAUUCAGCACUGAUGAUCGACGAAGCCCACGAACGUACCGUCCAUACUGAUAUCCUGUUGGCUUUGAUCAAGGAUCUUUCUCGAGAACGACCUGAUUUGAAGCUAUUGAUUUCAUCAGCUACCAUGAACGCUGAGAAGUUUGCCCAAUACUUUGACGACGCGCCUAUUUUCAACAUUCCCGGUCGACGAUAUCCUGUCGAUAUUUACUACACUCCUGCUCCUGAGGCGAAUUACUUGGCUGCAGCUAUCACGACGGUUUUCCAGAUUCAUACCACCCAGCCCAAGGGUGAUAUUCUGAUCUUCUUGACGGGUCAAGAUGAGAUUGAAGCAGCCGAGCUCGAAAUUGCAGAAACAGCAAAGAAGCUUGGCAAUCGUGUCAAGGAAUUGGUCGUUUGUCCUAUUUACGCCAAUUUGCCGUCCGAGUUGCAGUCCAAGAUUUUCGAGCCUACACCGGAAGGUGCUCGCAAGGUCGUAUUGGCCACCAACAUUGCCGAAACCAGUUUGACAAUUGAUGGCAUUGUUUAUGUUAUCGACCCAGGCUAUGUCAAGGAGAACGUCUACAACCCUGCGACAGGCAUGUCGAACUUGGUUGUUGUUCCUUGUUCAAGAGCCUCUGCCAACCAGCGAAGUGGCCGUGCCGGUCGUGUCGGACCUGGAAAGUGUUUCCGGCUGUACACCAAGUUUGCGUACAUGAACGAAAUGGACGAGUCGACUACACCAGAGAUCCAAAGAACAAACUUGAACGGUGUUGUGCUUCAAUUGAAGUCUCUUGGUAUCAAUGAACUGCUCGACUUCGAGUUCAUGGAUCCUCCACCCACAGAAGCUCUUAUCGGCGCACUGAAUCAAUUGUUUGCUCUGCAAGCGUUGAACCAUCGUGGAGAAUUGACCAAGCUCGGUCGACAAAUGGGUGAAUUCCCCACAGAUCCUAUGCUUGCGAAGGCCGUCCUUGCUGCAGACAAGGAAGGAUGUGUUGAAGAGGUUCUAUCUAUUGUAUCCAUGCUUGGUGAAGCCUCUGCUCUCUUCUUCCGACCCAAGGACAAGAAGAUUCACGCAGACAGCGCCCGAAACCGAUUUACCGUCAAGGACGGUGGUGAUCAUUGCACCCUUCUUAAUGUGUGGAAUCAAUGGGUCGACAGUGACUUCUCCCCUGUCUGGGCGAAGGAGAACUUCUUACAGCAACGUUCUCUCACCCGCGCCCGCGACGUCCGCGACCAACUCGCAAAACUCUGCGAACGUGUCGAAGUCGCACCCUCCACAUGCGGCGCUACCAACCUACGUCCCAUCAAGCGCGCCAUCACAGCAGGUUUUUUCCCCAACGCGGCACGACUGAUGAAGAGUGGCGACAGCUACAGAACUGUCAAGAACAACACGACAGUGUGGAUCCACCCCAGCAGUGUGCUGAUGGCUAUCGAUCCGCCGGAGAAAAUGGUGGUUUACUUUGAGCUUGUUCAAACGACGAAGGAGUAUAUGCGUAGUGUUAUGCCGAUUGAACCAAGGUGGUUGUCAGAGUUGGCACCGCAUUUCCAUAAAAAGAAGGAUGUCGAGGAGAUGGAGGAGAAGAAAAUGCCUAAACAGAGAAACUAA